UCAUCCAUAGAGGUAUGCCCUUUUCGGCCAUCGUUUGUUAUAAAUAACCAAAACCUUCGAGAAUGUUUCAAGAAAUGGAAAAUUUUGAGUUUUCAACCGAAUUGCUUCCGGGUUUGCCUGAAGAACUCGGUCUUGAGUGCUUAUCUCGGCUACCUUGCACAGCUCACAGACUUGCCUCCCGAGUUUGUCAUCGAUGGCGGGAUUUGCUCCAAAGCCCUGAUUUCUAUUACCAUCGCAAGAAACUAGGCUACACCCAAAAAGUCGCUUGCUUGGUUUUAAGUUUUAAUGGUGGAACAGUGAAUGGACCUAAAAAACCGGGUGUAUCACCGAAUUACGGGAUUGCUGUGUUUGACUCGGUGAGUCAGAGAUGGGAUAGACUCCCGGUUUACAGGUACCCAAAUGGGUUGCCUUUGUUUUGUCAUUUAGCAAGCUGUGAGGGGAAGCUUGUGGUGAUGGGCGGGUGGGACCCGGUGAGUUACGAUCCGGUUACUGACGUUUUUAUCUACGACUUCAUGACUCAGCAAUGGAGACAAGGGAAGGAUAUGCCGUCAAAAAGAUCCUUCUUUGCAAUCGGAGCAUGUUUAGGUGGGGUUUUUAUAGCGGGCGGGCACGACGAGAACAAGAACGCGUUAAGAAGCGCGUGGGUUUAUGAUUUGAGAAAGGACGAGUGGAGUCAGUUGGGGGAGAUGAGUGAAGAGCGAGACGAGUGUGAAGGAGUGGUGAUUGAGGAAGACGAGUUCUGGGUCGUGAGUGGGUACAGAACGGAGAGCCAAGGUCAAUUUGAUGGGAGUGCCGACGUCUACGGGUUAAAAUCGGGGCAGUGGAGGCGAGUCGAAGGGGUUUGGGAACCUGGUCGGUGCCCGAGAUCGUGCGUGGGGAUGGGGAAAGAUGGGAAAUUGGUGAAUUGGGCAGAGUUGAGCCCAGCGGUUCGGGUCGGAGCAUGUGGGAUCUCGCUUGGAGGGCGGGUUUUGGUUACGGGGUCGGGGUAUCAAGGUGGACCUCAUGGGUAUUACAUGGUGGAAAUGAAGGAAGGGCAACAUAGUAAAUUGGAGAAACUCAAUGUCCCUGAUGAGUUCUCUGGGUUUGUCCAAUCAGGCUGCUAUGCAGAAAUUUGAUGCAGUAGGCAUAAUUUUGUUCAAAUUUUUCUUUUAAUACGAGUAAUUCAACUCUCUUGCAGAGAAAAGCUGUUUAUUUUUCAUUUUUCCAGAUGAUGUAAAAUUUUGAAAAAAUAUAUAUUUGCACUAAAAUACGGUGGUAUUAAAAUUAAAA
This is a messenger RNA of Gossypium raimondii (Peruvian cotton), 1269 nucleotides long. Its product is annotated as F-box/kelch-repeat protein At2g44130. Gene Ontology annotation, molecular function: protein binding. The transcript has a single exon. Gene Ontology annotation, biological process: negative regulation of cytokinin-activated signaling pathway; regulation of phenylpropanoid metabolic process. Bases 63 to 1115 code for a protein of 350 amino acids. The record is from RefSeq and is a predicted model, not a curated record. NCBI's taxonomy places the organism in Eukaryota, Viridiplantae, Streptophyta, Magnoliopsida, Malvales, Malvaceae.